UAACACCCCAGGCGGCCGCAGACCAAACCGACCACCAAGUCGUCAUCCUCCUCCCUCCUCUUCCUUCCAGUGCCAAUCAACCCAACCCCCGCUUCCCUCCCCCCCUCCCCUCCCUUUCCUUCCCCUCCAAGGAAGCUAUCCCCGUCUCGCCUAAACCCUAGCGCGCCGCGAUGUCCGGCUCCGGCGUCCCCGCCGGCCGCGGCUCCCGCAGCUUCGACUUCGGCGCCGACGACGUGCUCUGCUCCUACGACGACUUCGCCGCCCCCUCCGAGCCCAAGCGCCCCGAUCCGGCCGACAAGCAGGACUUUCACGACAGUAGAUUGGGGAGACCAUUUGGAAAAGCUUAUGAACAAGAGAGUUACGGCAAGGAGGAUGUACUUUUUGCUGUUGAGAAGUGCAUGAAGAAAUAUGCUGAUAAUUUGCUGCGAUCGCUUGAGGGAAUUACUAAUCGUCUUUCACAACUGGAGAUCUAUUGCUAUAAGCUUGAGAGAUCCAUGGGUGAACUUCGAAGUGAUGUGCUCCGUGAUGAGACUGAUCAAAGAUUGAAGUCUCUUGAGAAACAUCUUCAUGAAGUGCACAGAUCUAUUCAAAUCCUUAGGGACAAGCAAGAGUUAGCUGAAACUCAGAAGGAAUUAGCCAAAUUUCAACUUACACAUGACACAUCUAAAAAGAAGGAAGAUAUGCCAACACCAUCUUUCCCUGAGCAAAAGACGCUUGAAGAAAAGGCAGAUGCACCUGGUCAGCAGCUGGCGAUUGUUUUGCCUCAUCAGGUGAACUCAUCCCUUGCACCUAGAGCUUCUCAACCAGUCCAACAGUACAAAGAUCAGACAGUGCAGCAGCCACCUAGCUCUUCUGUACCACAGCAGGACCGUUAUGUUCUUAGCCAAGCCAUUGUUUACUACCCACAGCGUCAAGCUCCAGGCAUUCAGGAUACACAGGGGCAGCAAGUACAACCAGAGGUGCAGUACUUGCCAGUAAGGCCUUCAGCAACGCAAGAUGUUCCUGUCCAUGCUUCAUCUCAACAGUCUCAGGCAGCAAAUCAAACCCAGCCUCAGUCUUUCCCUCCCUACCAGCAGCAGUGGCCCCAGCAAUCUUCCCAGCCGGCUCCUGCACCAGUGGCCCAGCCACAGCCGACUUUCUCGCAGCCAUUUCCUCCACCUGUGCAGCAGCCCCAAUUAUCUAACACUCAGCAGUUUCCUCCACAACCAAUGCAGCAGCCCCAACUAUCUAACACUCAGCAGUUUGCUCCUCAACCAGUGCAGCAGCCUAAUGCUCAACAGUUUCCUCCGCCACCAGUGCAACCGCAGCAAUCUAACACUCAGCUUCCUCCUCAGGCAAUGCAACCACAACAGCAUCCUCCUGUACAAAAUCAGAUGAGGCCUCAAACUCCACCAAACUACCCUCAUUAUCAACCCCACCAGUCCUUGAACCCUCCCCCUGAAACUCUACCUGGCAGCAUGGCUAUGCAAGGACCAUACAACACGGUUGCUCCGGCAGCGGGGAGCCGUUCUGAAGUGCCAUAUUCAUACGGAGGACCUGGCAUGCCACCACCGCAGCACAACAUGCAAAGGCAGCAGCUACCUCCUCCAAGCCAGGGCUCUUUCGGACCUCCAAGUAAGGGGGGCUAUGCCGGCCCGCCACAAUAUGCGCCGCAGGGCAGCUCACAUGGCUACAACACUGCAUAUGGCUACCCCCCAAGUGGUCCUUCAGCAGCCCAGGCACCUCAGAUGCCUCCAGCUCCAGGUAAUGUUGGUAUGAGUCACCCAGGUUCGCAUCAGAUGAUGCGCGGCCAUCCUUAUGGGGAAAUGAUUGAGAAGGCAAUCACCAUGGGAUAUCCCAGGGAGCAGGUGAUGAAUGUUAUUCAGAGGAUGACCGAGAGUGGCCAGCCGAUGGAUUUCAACACAUUGCUGGACCGGUUGAACGAAGCAGGGUCCGGAGCACCCCCUCGUGCGUGGUGAUUUCGUCCUGGGUUGGGUUUGGACCUCUCUCCAUCCCGGCACGGCGCUCAUACGUGUGCAAAGAGUGGUACUAUCGUGUAGUAGUUGAAUAAAUAAGAUUUGAAGUGAUGCCAUCUGUUGACUGUUGCGUAUUUGUACGAUGUACAUAUUAUACAUUGAUCUUAAUCUUCAUGUACUUCCUGCACGUGUACCACCAACUUCUUUGCAAUUGGACCAUUUCAGCAGAUCUGUGCUAAUCCAAAUUAUUGCCAGGUAUAUUGUCA
Messenger RNA from Oryza sativa Japonica Group (Japanese rice), 2221 nucleotides. Its product is annotated as altered inheritance of mitochondria protein 3. The record is from RefSeq and is a predicted model, not a curated record. Lineage: Eukaryota; Viridiplantae; Streptophyta; Magnoliopsida; Poales; Poaceae.